AUGGAAUUCGAAGGGAGUGAGCCAGCUAUGGGAGUCGCGAUGCGGACGCCCGACUGGUCGCAGCUGGAUGACAACCUGCGAGCUGCUUGGCGCUUCUUGGCGUUUGAAUGCACAGAGGAGCCCGUUCAGGAGGGACCUCCGCUGCUGCCGCCUCGGGAGGUGGGCUUGACGGUGGUGCUGGACCUGGACGAGACGCUGUCGCACUGCCGCCUCGAGCAGCUGGAGAAGAAGCCGGACUUUUGCGUGCAGUUUGAGGAGUCCAAGGCCACGGGCUACGUCUACGUCCGGCCCUUCGCGCAGCUCUUCCUGCAGGUUGCCGCCCGGCUCUUCGAGGUUGUGGUGUUCACCGCAUCCUCGCAGGGCUAUGCGGACCAGGUCCUGGAUCAGCUCGACCCGGACCGGCGGUGCAUAUCUGCGCGACUCUACCGCCAGCACUGUGUAGAGCGUGGUGGUGCCUUCCUGAAGGACCUGCGGCGACUGGGACGUCCCAUGGAGCGGGUCGUGCUGGUGGACAAUUCUCCAGUAUCCCUGGCACUGUGCCUCGACAACGGCAUUGUGGUCUCCAGCUGGACUGCCGAAAAUCGAGUCGACCGGGAGCUCCUGGAGUUGCUUCUCCUCCUCCAGCAGUGCGUGCAGCAGGCUUCCGUCGCCCAGUUCCUGGUGGAACGUUACGGGCUUCGGUACAUGGUUGACAUGCUGAGACAGCAGCCGGAAUUGAUUGGAGCGGAGUUUGGGUGA
Effrenium voratum is the source of this 738-nucleotide messenger RNA. Lineage: Eukaryota; Dinophyceae; Suessiales; Symbiodiniaceae. The record is from the annotation of a GenBank genome assembly.